UAUCGUAGUAGAAACCCUACAGGGAUGGGGAGCGCCAUUCUAGCCGGAGCUCCAAAUCACAGCAUUUCUCUCGUCAAGGUAGGCGCUAGGCCGAGUAGAAGCAAUCAGAGGUUUCGCGAGGCCGGGGGUGGAGAUUUUAGCUCUUCCCAUCGCCACGCUUGCGCUCGACCUAGAUCUUCUUCUUUCACUCCAAGCCUCGUCUAUCAAGCACCAAAUGCGAGAGUAAACAAAGAGGAGAGUGUAGAGAUUCUUCUUUUCAACACAAUGAGCAGGGAGAAGGAAGUGUUUCGGCCGAGAAUUCAUGGGAAGCUUAGCAUGUAUGUGUGUGGAGUCACUGCUUACGACUAUAGCCACAUUGGUCACGCCAGGGUCUACGUUUUCUUCGAUGUUCUUUACAGAUACUUUACAUUCAUGGGAUACGAGGUAACGUACGUGCGGAACUUCACAGAUAUUGAUGACAAGAUUAUAAAACGAGCCAACGAUCUUGGAGAUGAUCCCAUCGAGUUAAGCAAUCGCUUUUGCGACGAGUUCCGCCGGGACAUGGCUUCGCUACGAUGUCUAGCACCGUCACUGGAGCCUCGAGUCUCCAGAAACAUCGACCAGAUCAUUAAAAUGAUCUCGCAGAUCCUGGAGAAUGGAUAUGGAUACGUUCUUGAUAAUGGCGACGUCUAUUUCUCUCUAGACAAGUUCGUGCCAGCGUUCCCGGAUUGCUAUGGUCGCUUGUCUGGCAGAAAACUCGAUGAUAAUCGUGCUGGCGAGCGGGUUGCUGUCGACGACAGAAAGCUGAAUCCAGGAGACUUCGUGCUCUGGAAGAGCUCUAAAGAUGGCGAGCCUUCUUGGGAGAGUCCAUGGGGAGCUGGGAGGCCGGGGUGGCAUAUCGAGUGUAGUGCCAUGAGCGGUGCUACACUGGGAAGCUCCUUCGACAUUCAUGGCGGAGGAAUGGAUCUAAUAUUUCCACACCACGAGAAUGAGAUUGUCCAGAGCCGGGCAGCGUGUCACGAGAGCAAUAUCACGUACUGGAUGCACAAUGGCUUUGUCACAGUGGACUCGGAGAAGAUGUCAAAGUCUCUUGGUAAUUUCUUCACGAUCCGCGAGGUUUUCGAGCUCUACCAUCCUCUGGCUCUAAGAUGGUUUCUACUUUGCACACACUAUCGAUCUCCGAUCAAUUAUUCGGAAUCCCAGCUACAGAACGCUUCGCAACGUCUCUUCUAUCUAUACCAGACUUUGUUUGAUGCAAAGAGAUGCGUCGAGGGUUCGCAAAAGGAAGAGAAAAGCUACGUGGUUUCACAGAAAGCUGCCGAGAACGCGAAGGCUUUGAGACUGUCCCUGAGAUCGUCUCUAGCAGACGACUUAAACACGCCUGUGACAAUAGGAGCGCUCUCGGAGCCAUUGAAGCUGAUGAACGAGCUUCUACAUUCUAAAAGAGGUCGCAAAGAUAAGAGCCGUUACUCGUCUCUAGAUCUUCUUCGUCUGGAAGUGGAACAAGCGCUGGAAGUUUUGGGAUUUUCCGUGGCGGACUACUCACAGGUUCUCCAAGAGCUUCGAAGCAAGGCCUUGAAACGAGCUGGGUUGACAGAGGACGAGCUUCUACUCCAAAUUCACGAGCGAGCAGCCGCCAGAGCCUCCAAGGAUUUUGGAAAAUCAGACGAAAUCAGAGACAAGCUCUCGUCGCUGGGGAUCUCUCUCAUGGACGGAGGCGGGGAUGAAACGCUCUGGCGUCCCAGUGUGACAAGCGAAGAAUGUUUCUAGAAAUGGACGGCCCGGAUGAAGUAUCUGGCCGGAAUUUAAACUCCCCGUGGUGACUAAUUAAAGUAUUCGUAGAAUAUUCGUUUA
Messenger RNA from Selaginella moellendorffii, 1833 nucleotides. Its product is annotated as cysteine--tRNA ligase, chloroplastic/mitochondrial. The transcript has 9 exons. Gene Ontology annotation, cellular component: cytoplasm. The record is from RefSeq and is a predicted model, not a curated record. The coding region runs from base 25 to 1749 and encodes 574 amino acids. Lineage: Eukaryota; Viridiplantae; Streptophyta; Lycopodiopsida; Selaginellales; Selaginellaceae. Gene Ontology annotation, molecular function: cysteine-tRNA ligase activity; ATP binding. Gene Ontology annotation, biological process: cysteinyl-tRNA aminoacylation.